AUGCGCAGACACCUCACGCCUGACACCAAGGGGAAGCAGCAAAAGUAUAAGAAGCGUGGCGUGGCCAGAAGGGAGAAAGCCAGUGGAGUCGUGGAGGAGAUGGCCAGCUGCCUAAAAGCUUCCUGGAAGCCAAGACUCCAGAGUGCAGUCCUCGGAGCUGCUCAGCUUAUCUGGUUCAUUGCUUUGAUCUCUGAGUUUGUAAAUCAGAAGGAAGUGGCAGCGUGGACCUAUAACUACAGCAUAAAAGCGUACCCGUGGAAUUACUCUCGGGCAUUCUGCCAGAGGCACUUCACAGACUUAGUGGCCAUCCAGAACAAGAAUGAAAUCGCGCACCUCAAUGACGUCAUCCCAUACUUCAGCUCUUACUACUGGAUUGGGAUCCGAAAGAUCAAUAAUAAGUGGACCUGGGUGGGAACCAAUAAGACUCUCACGAAGGAGGCUGAGAACUGGGCCGACAACGAGCCCAACAACAAGAGGAACAACCAGGACUGCGUGGAGAUCUACAUCAAGAGUAACUCGGCCCCUGGCAAGUGGAAUGAUGAGCCCUGCUCCAAACGCAAGCGGGCCCUGUGCUACACAGCCUCCUGCCAGGACAUGUCUUGCAACAAGCAAGGGGAGUGUAUUGAGACCAUCGGGAACUACACCUGCUCCUGCUACCCAGGCUUCUAUGGGCCAGAGUGCGAAUACGUCCAAGCAUGUGGGAAGUUUGAGCUUCCUCAACAUGCGCUCGUGAACUGCAGCCACCCUCAGGGAGACUUCGCUUUCAGCUCACAGUGUGAUUUCCGCUGUGUGGAAGGGUACGAAUUGGAUGGACCCAGAAAGCUGGAAUGUUUGGCUUCUGGAAUCUGGACAAAUAAACCUCCGCAGUGUAAAGCUGUGCAGUGCCAGAGCCUGGAAAGCCCUGUCCAUGGAGACAUGGACUGCAUACACCCACUUGCUGCCUUUGCCUAUGGCUCCAGCUGUAAAUUUGAGUGCCAUCCUGGAUAUCAAGUGAAGGGUUCGGACACACUCCAUUGCACUGGGUCUGGCCAGUGGACUGGACCAUUGCCAACCUGCGAAGCCAUCACGUGCGAACCUCCAGAGAGCCCCGUCCACGGAAACAUGGAUUGCUCCCCAUCCGCAGGGGCAUCUGCAUACAACAGCAGCUGUACUUUCACUUGUGUGGAGGGCUUCGAGCUGAGGGGAAGUGAUGUCAUCCGCUGUGCUGACAUGGGACAGUGGACAGCCCCGGCUCCAGUCUGUGAAGCAUUUCAGUGUCGGGAAUUUUCAAUUCCGAGCAAAGCUCAGGUGACCUGCUCAGACCCCUUUGGUGCCCUGAAGUACCAGUCAGUCUGCAGCUUUUCCUGUGAUGAAGGCUCACUCUUGGUGGGAGCAAGUGCAAUCAAAUGCUUGGCUACUGGACAGUGGAGUGGGGUUCCUCCAGAAUGCCAAGACGUCACCUGUCCACCUUUGCUCGGCCCUCACAAUGGAACCAUGACCUGUAUCCAGCCUCUUGGAGGUUCCACUUACAAAUCCAUGUGCCAGUUCAUCUGUGAUGAAGGAUUUUAUCUUUCUGGACCAGAAAGAUUGGAUUGUUCUCCAUCUGGACACUGGACAGGCACACCGCCCACGUGUGAAGCCAUCAAGUGCCCAGGAAUCUUUGCCCCCUAUCAAGGCAGUCUGGAUUGUUCUCAUGAUCACGGAGAGUUCAGUGUUGGCUCCACCUGCCGCUUCUCCUGUAACAAGGGCUUUGACCUAGUGGGAUCAGCCAGCGUGGAAUGCACGGUUUCUGGAAGGUGGUCCUCACCUCCACCAACCUGCACGGGUGUAACAUCACUUCCUAACCCAGAGGUGGGCUGUCCCGUUCUCACCGCUCCUGGACAGGGGACAAUGUCCUGCAGCCACCAUCUGGGAACCUUUGCUCCAAACACCACUUGUUACUUUGGGUGCAAAACUGGAUUUACACUCAGAGGAGCCAGCUCGCUCCGAUGCAGGACUUCAGGACAAUGGACAGCAGUGACUCCAGCGUGCAGAGCUGUGAAGUGCUCAGAACUGCACAUGGACACACCAGUAGUGGCGAACUGUUCCAAUCCCUGGGGAACUUUUAGCUAUGGAUCAACCUGCACCUUCCACUGUCCAGAGGGGCAGUUACUAAAUGGCUCUGCAAAGGCGACAUGCCGAGAGAAUGGUCACUGGUCAGCUGCCAUGCCAACAUGCCAAGCAGGACCACUGACCAUCCAGGAGGCACUAACUUACGUGGGUGGGGCAGUGGCGUCUACAACAGGUCUGGCAGUGGGCGGGACACUCCUGGCUCUCCUCAGAAAGCGUCUCAGGAAAAAAGAUGAUGGAAAAUACCCCCUGAACCCUCACAGCCACCUAGGAACAUACGGAGUCUUCACUAACGCUGCGUUUGACCCAACCCCUUGA
Microtus ochrogaster (prairie vole) is the source of this 2406-nucleotide messenger RNA. It is a transcript of the gene Selp, whose product is annotated as selectin P. Gene Ontology annotation, cellular component: membrane. The transcript has 16 exons. NCBI's taxonomy places the organism in Eukaryota, Metazoa, Chordata, Mammalia, Rodentia, Cricetidae. Bases 1 to 2406 code for a protein of 801 amino acids. Gene Ontology annotation, biological process: cell adhesion. The record is from RefSeq and is a predicted model, not a curated record.